AAAGAAUUCGAUGACUGUAACAGUGCCUUGAUCAUCAUCCGCACCCGGGGCCGUAGCUCGAAGAACCGGGUGUAUUGGACUGCUCAGGUCUUUGGCUCGUUCUUCAUCGAUGCAUUUGAAAUGGUCCUGUGCGUUCCUCUGCUGGUCUAUUGUAGUCGUCUUUGUUUACCUGAGCAUACUUUUAUCGAAAUUUCCUCGACUCCAUAUGGCAAACAGCUACUGGCUGAUGGGUGCUAUAUCUAAUGACCCCGCAAAGUUCAACUUUGCUGGCUUCUACAAUUGCUUCCAGUCUUCUAGAUCUGCUAUCGUUUGGCGCCUCGACGCUCUACACAUGAACAUCUUCAUUUCUACUUGAGUCUUAGUCACUGCUGGCAUGAUGUUCGCCUUCCCUUUGCGUACAGAAUCGCACGGAGAUUGACGAUGAGGCAUUGUCAGUUUCUAUGUUACCU
Molecule: messenger RNA, 449 nt
Organism: Suillus fuscotomentosus
Lineage: Eukaryota; Fungi; Basidiomycota; Agaricomycetes; Boletales; Suillaceae
Exons: 4
Coding region: 110-355 (81 amino acids)
Source: RefSeq, a predicted model, not a curated record